UGUCAAAAGAGUAAACAAGUGCAAGUCCGGGGUGGACCACAGGAGAGAUAAUCACUUAAGAGUUCUGGACUUGCUUUAAGAGGUCGCUCUUAAACUGUUUAUCUAAACUGAAUACCUAUAGAACCCGAUUUCUUUUAUGAAUAUAAAGCAAUGCUUCCUAAGAAACAACGUUCCAUGAGUAUUUCGCCAAUUUCUCGACGAAGUAUCGUUAAGUCUGACAGGCGUUACAAUUAACAUACGAAAGGAAAUGAAAUUGAAAAUCAUUAAACGCACGCUGCUCACCUGUUAGACGAACGUAUGGAAAUUAAAACCGCGUUCGGACACUGACUUUGGAUUCCGUUUCGCUUGUUAGAUGUGACUAACCCCUAUCACGAACGUAAGUAUCUACCAGACCAAUAUUCGAUUGAAUCUUGGUAAGAAGAAGUCGAUAUGCAUAUGAAGCCGAAAUGUAUUGGACCUGAAAAAAACUUAUCAUCCAAUUAGUACUGUCGAGUUCAACCGAGAGGUUUCGGUGAGUUUAAGCGCCGUGUCACACAAGUGGCUAUGAAAAGGCGGCACCACUUCGUAUGUGAAUAGUUUCACGAGGGUGUGACAACACCACCAUCACCUUCCUAAGCAGUAUAUCUAUCGCCUCUGGCCGGUGAUUGCGUGUGUGCGUGAGUUAGGACCUUCAGGAGAAAUGUUACAGAAUUACCGUCACCAGCUACACUCUUUCCUUUUAACUCAAGGUCCACUCAUUCGUCUGUGCCUACGGUUGACCGUCUUGCUGGUUUUCACUGUAUUCUGCCUUUCCAAAAUAUAUUCAUUUUCUGACAGUGUCAAAGAUCACCUUUGGAAUCCAUUCCGAGCGAAGAAGACCCAGAACGGGGAGUCACAGCACAGAGAUGUUGCCCAUAACUUACCCCCUCGGGAAGACGACGAUGAGAUCCUGAAUGAAGAUCCUAGGUACCCAAGAACGCGGGACUGGCUGUACGACCACAUCUAUUAUUCUUUUUACGACGGCAACCGAGUGUACACCAACCAAGAAUACACCGGAGGAACGGUCUCUCGCAACACUCAUCACGAUGAACAACUCAUGCUCUCACAGGUUCGAGAAAGAGCCUACAAAUUCUUUAGCACCAAGUCCCCAGGAAAAUACUCGAAGGAAAACUGCAACUCCAUAAGGUAUCGCACAAUUCCGACUGUUGGAAUCGAAGCAGACGUCACUUGUAAUGACACAGCUUCUAUGUCAGUGGACAGGCUGAGUAUCAUCUUACCACUGAGACCACCCAAGGUCACCUAUCAUCAUGCAGUCCCUCCUACGACGACAAUCAACAUUAUUAUGCCUCUAAGAGGCAGACAGGACAGCCUACAGCUCUUCAUGACGAAUCUUGUCCAGGUCUUGCUUGACAGUCAUAUCAGAGUGGGACUCACCCUCGUCUACUUUGCUGACGGGAAUGAAGAGAGUAUACGAAAAAUCCUCAAGGAUUCAGAAGCAGGGAUUACUAGACUAAAGACACAAUUAAUCCUUUUGGAAAGUACGGAAUUUUCCCGGGGCAAGGGCCUACAGGAGGGCGUGGAACGGACCGAAUUCUCAGGGGAAAUCCUCUUCUUCUGUGACGUGGAUGUUCUCUUCACGAGCGCUUUUCUAACCAGAUGUAUCUCGACUCCUGUUAGGGGUCAUCAGGUGUUCAUCCCUAUGGUGUUCUCACAGUACAACCCGGAGUUUGUGUAUCCACUGCACAAACAUCGGAUUCCUCCUCCACUGAAACAAAUGGAGGUGAAAGAUGAUCACGGAUACUGGAGAGUCUGGGGACAUGGAAUGGUGUGUGUCUAUAAAGAGGACUUCCUCAAAAUAGGAGGUUUUGACAAAGACCGCACCGGUUGGGGAGGAGAGGACCUCGCUUUCGUCAGGAGAACCAUCAAUGCUGGAGAUUAUAAAAUCGUAAGAUCCUUGGAACCUGGCCUUUUCCACCGGUACCACAAGAAAGAAUGUGAUGUCGCUGGUAAAUACUACUCAUGCUUGAAGAUGAAAGCAUCGAACGAGGCCUCAAAACAAGCCUUUGGAUUUUGGUACUUCCGGCAACAAGAAGGCCUCUCAGUGUAUGGCGCCUUGGCCGAGGGUAACCAACCCCACUACCACGACGAAGUCGAGAUAGACCCGAGGGAAACGAAAGCAGAAGCUUUGUACAUCCCAGAUAGCAUAGAGGUGGUAUCCCAAUACCGAUCUCUGUGGGAUGGCCUAUGCUUGCUUGUUUUACUGUCCGUCAUUGGACUGGAUAUGUUCCUCAUGGUACAGAACUUGCAACUCUCAAGACAAAUGGGGUUGGCAAAGGAUGUCUAGUAAUUGUCAGUGAAAAGUUUGCCUAGGCGACAAGUGCUGUCUGUAUAUAGCUAAUCAACAAAGAACAUGUAAAUGAAAGGUUGGUUUCAUUCCUCAUUAAUUACCACACACCACAAUAUCUUCACUGUUAAUUGGUAUUAGUACUUCCUCAUCCAAGACUGCCCUUAACAGUUCCCGUAUCCAUUCUUCCCAGUCUAUACUAAGUACCUUCAACAUUUCAAUUUGCAUCUCAGAUGGGCCUGAUGCUUUGCCAUUCUUCAUGUCAAUCAUAGCCUUCCUUCCUUCAGUAUAUUGUAUCAAGAUCAUUAUGACUCCCUACCAGUAAGUUCUGAUGUAGGCUAUGUACUUUAUUCACAAAAGUGCUCAAUGAAUUGUUAUUAGAAUAACUUGAAAAUGAAUAAAACGGACAGGACUGACCACUAACAGUCAGUCGAAUUUUGGAGUUAAAUUGUGUACAUAUUUGAGAUUGUAUGUUCAUUUUAAUGGAAAAUUAUAAACAAACGUUCGUAUGGCAUUGGAUAACCCUCUAUCGCCAGUUUUCUCAAAUUUAUAUAUGGAGUUCUUAAAAAAGUAAAAAACAUAUUUCUGAGACUAUUUAUCCUACACUGUGAUUGCUGUAUGCAAAUGAUACAUUGGCUAAUAUACCUAAAGACAUAUAUGUGUAAAUAACCUUUUGAAAACAAUUGAAUGAACAAGUAUGUAUGUCUUUUUUUAACAAGUAUGUCUUUUUUACAGCUCCCCAAUUCCUUCAUUAAAAUACUUUAUAUCAAGUUUUUAUUUGGUAUAAAAUCCUCAAGAUGUUGUUUUCAUUGUUGCCUUAUGUAGUUUUACAGCUUAGUCGUGGCAUGUGCUAAAAUCUACAGUUGAAUAGUUCAUCGUUUCACCAACAAAAAUUAAAAUAAAUACACUAUAUUUUAACUCAAUACAAAACACCUUUUU
Molecule: messenger RNA, 3262 nt
Organism: Macrobrachium nipponense
Lineage: Eukaryota; Metazoa; Arthropoda; Malacostraca; Decapoda; Palaemonidae
Product: chondroitin sulfate N-acetylgalactosaminyltransferase 1-like
Exons: 11
Coding region: 680-2323 (547 amino acids)
Cellular component (GO): Golgi cisterna membrane
Molecular function (GO): glucuronosyl-N-acetylgalactosaminyl-proteoglycan 4-beta-N-acetylgalactosaminyltransferase activity
Source: RefSeq, a predicted model, not a curated record